AGUUGAUUACUCAGCGCGCAGUCAUGCAGGCUGCUCGCUCCCCCGCCGCGCAAUCUCGUGGUGUUUCGCGUCGGGCCGCACGCAGCUGAGUCGCCUGGCGACCAUACGUUUGAUCGGUGCGCGAGCCUUAUACAAUUAAAAAUAAAAAAUAUAAACACGUUUCCGAACGUGAAUUCGAAAUUCAAAAACUCGGUCAAAGGAAAUUCUCGUGUUUGGACUUGUCAAAAUUGUGUCAAAUUUUUAUUAAUGUUUUGUGUUGAUAAUGUUUAAAAUCGUGUGUAAUAUUUGAACUGCUAGCCGGUAGACGCAUUAAUUGUAUUUGUUUAUUGGUCCUGGACGUAAAACAGUUAAAAAACUUAAAUUUUCGCGAUCUUCCACACUUUGUUCUUCUGUGACAAAAUGGAAAAAGGCGGUGGUUCGAGACUGCUGCAAAUGCAGGCGAGGUUCCAGCAGAAACAGAUGCAAGAGCGCGAGCUGAAGAUCGCGUCGCUUUACGAGGCGCAGCAGGCGCGUGCUCUGGACCGCGUGCGGCACUCGCCCAGCAACGGAGUCAGCGUGACAGCCACGUCGCCGACACAGCCGCAGCCACACCAGCCUGGGAAGGUCCGACAAAUGUUCGAAGAGCGUCGAACGAAAGCCGGCAUAGACAAGAGCUAUCCGCUCCAGCCGAUACAAAACACUGACAAGGCGAUGCGCAAGCCGCUGCCGAACGGGUACGCGAAGGUCACCACUUCCACCACCAGCACCAGGGUUCUCGAGAAGAAGUCCACAAAGAGUCACAGCACGGUUGCCACACACACCAUUAAGAAACAGCAGAAAAUAGAGAACAUAGUGAACGGGUCCGGCGAUUUGAACCACAAUCACAAACCGGACUUGAACCCUAUCAAGCAACAACUGCCACAAAGCAACGGCGAAGUGAUACCGAGCACAGACGAGACAGACAAGCCUGACAAGGUGGAGAACAACAACGAAAUGCUGGAAAACGAGACGUUCCCUGAAGCGCUGGCGCCGACACCCACGCCGCAAACACCGGAGCCGAUUACGGAAGUGUUACAACCUAAGAGGAGUACUCCAAUCAAAACAACAAGUCCGGUUAAAACGAAACAACAGUCCGUUACAUCACCGCCGCGAAGGAUCACAAAUGGAACUACUGUAUCGGACAGCAAUAAGGCCCGCGGGGCUAUGCAGAGGGCGGCCAACCCAGUAUCAAAAAAACACCCAGUGAAGUCGAGUGGUCCCAGCACCCCGCCGACCCCGAAGGCCCGGGCGGCGACGGCGGCGCCCUCGAGCGGCUCGGGUGCGGCGUGCACCAUCUGCGGCAGACACUUCGCGCCCGACCGCGUCGCCAAGCACCAGGAGAUCUGCAAGAAGUCGCACACCAAAAAGCGGAAGCCGUUUGACGCGCUCAAACAUCGGCUGGCGGGAACAGAAGCGGAACCGUUCAUCAACAAGCUGCGCAAGAGCACGACGACCCCGUCGACGACCAAGGUGAACGCAAAGCCGCUGAACAGCAGCUGGAGGCAGAAGCACGAGGAGUUCAUACAGGCGAUACGCGCCGCCAAACAGGUGCAGGCGCAUCUCAACGCGGGCGGUAAACUAAGCGACUUACCUCCACCGCCGCCGUCUGAAAACCCAGACUACGUCCAGUGUCCUCACUGCAACAGACGUUUCAACCAAGGCGCCGCCGAACGACAUAUACCCAAGUGCGCCAACUACCAGUUCAACAAACCCAAACCAGCUGCCAGAAGGCGGUAACCGACCAAAACAAAUGCCAAUCAGUUCCCAUGGUCGCCAACUGGGAACUGUGGUAACUGAUUGGCGGUUGACGACUGGUUCUACAAUCAAAUUGAAGCCAGGCCAUUCCGUACCUAAUUUGUUGCUGAAAUUAAGCAACUUAUUGGUAAUUGUGAUUACUGGUGAUACAAUUCGAUUGCUGUUACAAUCCAUUGGUUACUGGAGAGCUUUUACAUAAAUAAUGUUAUCGUGGUAGCAGUUUGCUAGUAAUAAGUUUGUGGUGACCGAUUGGUCGUGGUAGCAAAUAACAACGUGCUAUAUUAACUUUGAAUUACAAUAGAUUUAAUUCGUACAGCGUUCUCUCUGCAGUAUCAACAGUAUUUCUAUAUUAGUUCCUAGAUUCCUUUUGAUGUUAAAAUGCCUGAUGUCGCGGAGUGCAAGGGUAACACUACCUCGGGCUGGAUCCUCGACGCUCUCAUGCAGAUUAUAUUCACUUACACCCUAAUCUACUUGGUUAAAGUUUUCUACGACAUAAUCAGUCCUAACUUGCCUAACUACUGACAAUAAGAUCUGCAAAUUUUGUUGCUUUAUUCAAUAAUUUUAGAGCUUCUUUUACUCCAAUUUUAAUUUUAUAUUUUUACUAUUCAAUUACUUGUUUAAACCAUUCAUCAAUAUUUCUAGUCUUGUCUCAAAUAUUGAUUUCAUUGCAAAAUGAAUGACUUUGAUGAUUCCGUGGAGAAACAGUCCCGGUUGCUCAACAUCGCAUCGAAUAAAGUAUUUUGUCCCGUGAGUCAAAGAAAUGUGUACACUUUGAAAGACUUUGUGCUGCGGAUGUGGCUCGCCACUGUAUUGUACUAUGCUAUAUGGAUGGUUAUAACCUUUAUCCACGACUAUACUUGCACGCAUCGGUCGAGAAACCGUCUCGACGUUUCUAGAAGAGCAGCGCAGGACGUCAUUGUGACGUCAUUAUCUCAAUAUCGGAUCUAUUAUAAGCGUAUAACAGAAGUAUAGCUAUGAAAAUAUAUACGGCGCGGAAGCGACGAAAUUGCGACCAGGGAUCCAAAAUGCUGGUCGCAAAGUCGUCUGCCUAGUAUAAGUUAAAAAGACAUUAUGACAAGAUUUUGUAAGUCAAUUCAUGUUGUACAAAUAAUGCUUUUUAAACAUGUUAACAUACGCAAUGUUACUGGAAUCUUUAAAUAUACUUUAAUAUUUGGUAA
Messenger RNA from Manduca sexta (tobacco hornworm), 2951 nucleotides. Its product is annotated as zinc finger C2HC domain-containing protein 1C. NCBI's taxonomy places the organism in Eukaryota, Metazoa, Arthropoda, Insecta, Lepidoptera, Sphingidae. The transcript has 11 exons. The coding region runs from base 400 to 1755 and encodes 451 amino acids. The record is from RefSeq and is a predicted model, not a curated record.